This is a messenger RNA of Drechmeria coniospora, 690 nucleotides long. RefSeq lists its product as uncharacterized. The record is from RefSeq and is a predicted model, not a curated record. The transcript is spliced from 3 exons. NCBI's taxonomy places the organism in Eukaryota, Fungi, Ascomycota, Sordariomycetes, Hypocreales, Ophiocordycipitaceae. The coding region runs from base 1 to 690 and encodes 229 amino acids.
AUGGCCCAACUACCCGUCACGACCAUCCCGCCCUUCAGCGAUCCCUCGAGGCUUCCCGACUGUGCCAAGCAGUGCGGUCCCCUCUACGAUGCCAACGGUGCCUGCGUCCCUCCCGCCGUGGCCCCGGCCAACGCUGGCUCCUACGUGGCCUGCUUCUGCGCCCAUGACAAGGUGUCACCCUUCUCCCAAGGAACGGCCGGUGUCUGCGACGAGGCCUGCAACGGCGUCAACGGCGGUCUCCAGUCCGUCGCGGCAUGGUUCCAGGGCAUGUGCGCGACGCCGAAGACGACGACCGCACGCGCUUCAAACCCCAAAACAACGACCAUUUCCGGCAGCAAACCAACGUCGGCCGCGAGCGCAAGUGCCAACAGCAACAGCGGAGGUGGCGACUGGAUUUCGAACCACUGGCAAUGGGUCAUCUUCAUCGUCCUUCUCGUCGUCGGCAUCACCGUCAUCUGGGUGGGCGCCUGCCUGUGGCGUCGUCGCUACAUCCGCAAGAAGGACCGACAGCAGUUUAUGGGCCAGAAGCACUCCGGUUCCAGCUCCCAUCCUUCCUGGGGCCCGACCGUCACCGGCUCCGAGUCUGUCAUGCCCAUGACCUUUAAUCCCGAUGCCGAGACGGGCGCCAUGACCGAGAAGCCCCAGCCGACCAAGGAGAAGACGAAGUGGUUCUCCAGCCGGCGGACGUAG